This is a messenger RNA of Carassius carassius (crucian carp), 1381 nucleotides long. Its product is annotated as G-protein coupled estrogen receptor 1-like. The record is from RefSeq and is a predicted model, not a curated record. Bases 205 to 1335 code for a protein of 376 amino acids. Gene Ontology annotation, biological process: G protein-coupled receptor signaling pathway; cellular response to estradiol stimulus. The transcript is spliced from 2 exons. Gene Ontology annotation, cellular component: membrane. Gene Ontology annotation, molecular function: nuclear estrogen receptor activity; G protein-coupled receptor activity. Lineage: Eukaryota; Metazoa; Chordata; Actinopteri; Cypriniformes; Cyprinidae.
CACCUGCCGGGAAGUUUCUAGUAAUCCUGAAGACCUUGAUUAGCUGGUUCAGGUGUGUUUAACUAGGAUUAGAGCAGUGGCCCUCCAGGAAUUGAAUUGGACACCCCAAGGGAACUUAACCACCAGUACUUUCGAAAGGACAACAAAACGGCAGAAAACGGCAUAUUUCCAAGCAAUGUGCCAACAGAAGUAAUCGAGAGGAAGAUGAUGGAAGAUCCGCCGACUUUCUGGCUGAAUUCCUCCAGCUUGCACUGGACCAUUAUUAACAUCAACGAAACGAACUCUACCUCCUCGGACGUUUACGUCAUAAGCCUUCUCCUCUCCUGCAUCUACACCAUCCUGCUCUUCCCACUCGGCCUCAUGGGUAACAUCCUGAUCCUGCUGGUGAACUUUGACCCCCGGCAGCGGAUGAGCACGCCGGACCUGUACUUUACUAAUUUGGCCCUGGCCGACCUAGUGUUGGUUCUGGACUCACUUAUUGAAGUGUUCAACCUGAGCACGCACUAUUACGACGAUGCGGUCUUGUGCUCAUGCAUGGCGAUCUUCCUCCAGGUCAACAUGUACAGCAGUGUGUUUUCCCUCACAUGGAUGAGUUUGGACCGCUGCCUUGUGCUGACCGGCCUAAGAACGCGAGCACUACCUGAAAAUGCCUCCAUUUCGCAUUGUUCGCGCGUUGCACGCAGGGCUUGUGUGACCAUAUGGGCAGCAGCCACCUUGUGCACUCUGAUUCCAUUCGCUACUGUGCAUGUGCAUCACGGAUGGGGGCGUGGAUUCUGUUUUGCAGGCGUGGCUGAGGUGCAAUGGCUGGAAGUGACGCUGGGAUUCGCUUUGCCGUUUUGCGUGAUGGGCCUCUGCUACACUUUAAUCGCACGUGUGCUUUUGCGCUCUGAACGGCCACAGCGAACCAAAGCCCUGCGCAUGAUCGUUGCAGCCGUGAGCGUGUUUUUUGUGUGCUGGCUGCCAGAGAAUGUCUUUAUUAGCGUGCAUCUUUUAAACGGGGACACAGAUGCCUCACGGCGACGUGGAAACCAUAAUCUGUGGCAGCGCUAUCCACUUACCGGACACAUUGUGACCUUAGCGGCCUGCGCCAACAGCUGCCUGAACCCACUCGUCUACAGCCUGCUGGGAAACACCUUUAGACGGAAACUGCAGGUGUUUGUCGCGCACCACGUGCCAUGUCUGCAUAAGCAUAACACAAGAGCAACACCUCCCUGUCCAUGUGUAACAUGCACAAAUGCGCACCAUUCAUGCUCGCACGAGAAUAAGGAAGAAGAAGAACAUGACCUUCGAAGCGGCGAGGAGGGUCAAGAGUGUGUGUGUGACAGAGUGGGAUAAACAUGGUCAUGUUGUAUUGACACAGAACAAGUUCUUUGUUUUUGUU